UAAAAUUGGUUCAGCCAAAAGUCCAAGAACAAGAGCAAGAGCUUAAACAGUUAAACAGUGGCGUCCAGCAAUAUCUGAAUUCUAAAUCCUGGAAACCUCCUCCUAAUUAGAAAGAAAAGAAAGUGUAGUUUACAGAGAAAGAGAGAGAGAGAGAGAAUGCUGAGUGGGCUCCGCACGUGUUGCCUUCCUGACAAGCCCAUACACCUGCACCUCUUUCGCCGGCGCGUGUUCUCCACCGCCUGUGCGGUGAACAAGAAGAAGAAAGAGAAGGUGAUAGUGAUAUCCGGGCCCACCGGCGCCGGAAAGAGCCGCCUGGCACUCGAGCUGGCAAAGCGGCUCAAUGGCGAAAUCAUCAGCGCCGACUCUGUCCAGGUAUACCGUGGUCUUGAUGUUGGAUCCGCCAAGCCUUCUCCCAGUGAGAGAAAGGAGGUACCGCAUCAUCUGGUUGACAUAUUGCACCCAUCCGAAGAGUAUUCCGUUGGGCAAUUUUUUGAGGAUGCUAGGCAGGCUACAAGAAAUAUUCUCGACACUGGUCGUGUUCCCAUAGUUGUUGGUGGGACUGGAUUGUACUUGCGAUGGUUCAUUUAUGGAAAGCCAGACGUUCCAAAAGCAUCUCCUGAGAUUGCCUCCGAGGUAUACUCAGAGUUAGCAGAUUUACAGAGAAAUGAAGACUGGGAUGCUGCUGUGCAGUUGGUGGUCAAGGCAGGUGAUCCAAAGGCCCAACUUUUAGCUGCCAAUGAUUGGUAUCGGUUACGGCGUAGCCUUGAGAUUAUAAAGUCUAGCGGGUCACCUCCAUCUGCUUUUCGAGUACCAUAUGAUUCUUUCAAGGAACAAUGUAGUAACGUAACAGAUAGCUCUCAUGGUGUCAACUAUUCUACUGAUACCCUAGAGGAAAAUAAAUCAAAGGAUUUGGAUUAUGACUUUAAUUGUUUUUUCCUCUCUAGCCAAAGACUUGAUCUCUAUAGACUAAUUGACUACCGGUGUGAAGAUAUGCUUUCAGGAGGUGAUGGGAUUUUGUCUGAGGCUAAAUGGCUUCUUGAUACUGGUCUUCUACCCAAUUCAAAUUCUGCAACUCGAGCAAUCGGUUAUAGACAAGCUAUGGAGUAUUUAUUACACUGUAGGGAGCUAGGAGGUAGUUCUCCCAGAGAAUUUUUCACUUUCUUAUCUGAAUUUCAGAAAGCAUCUAGAAAUUUUGCAAAAAGGCAAUUGACAUGGUUUCGUAAUGAGCAUAUAUAUCAUUGGCUUGAUGCUUCUAAGCCCCUGGAACAGGUGCUGAACUUCAUUUAUGAUUCAUACCAUGAUGAAAGUGGAGUUUUGGUGGUGCCUGAAUCACUAAGAAUGAAGAAAGAUACAAGCCACCGAGAAACUUCCAAACUUAAGGGCUACCGCACCAAAAAUAGGCAUUUUGUCAGCCGUCAUGAUUGUUCAGAUAUUUUGGACUGGAUAAGCAGAACCCAAGGGUCAUCAAGCAAUGAAGCUAUUUUUUCGUUCACUUGAAUCUAAAUUCAUUAUGAGAAUGACCUUACAGAAUCCAAAAUGAAACAAUUUUCCCCCUUUCAGAGAGACUCAAAAAAGAGAAAUAUAUCGGAAGCAUUCAUCUUUUUUGGAAGCCAAAUUGAGUUUGUUUCAUAAAGGAGGAUUUUGAUAAUGAGAUCAGUGUAUGUAUUUGUAAUCAAUAUAGUCCACUGCCACAUUCAUUUUCUGCUUAAAUUGAAGUAUGUAAGAGUAUAAUUUUUGUAUA
Messenger RNA from Quercus lobata, 1741 nucleotides. It is a transcript of the gene IPT9, whose product is annotated as isopentenyltransferase 9. Gene Ontology annotation, molecular function: tRNA dimethylallyltransferase activity. The record is from RefSeq and is a predicted model, not a curated record. Lineage: Eukaryota; Viridiplantae; Streptophyta; Magnoliopsida; Fagales; Fagaceae. Gene Ontology annotation, biological process: cytokinin biosynthetic process; tRNA modification. Bases 157 to 1497 code for a protein of 446 amino acids. The transcript is spliced from 12 exons.